Molecule: messenger RNA, 7819 nt
Organism: Condylostylus longicornis
Lineage: Eukaryota; Metazoa; Arthropoda; Insecta; Diptera; Dolichopodidae
Gene: P5CDh1
Product: delta-1-pyrroline-5-carboxylate dehydrogenase, mitochondrial
Exons: 9
Coding region: 454-2166 (570 amino acids)
Cellular component (GO): mitochondrial matrix
Molecular function (GO): L-glutamate gamma-semialdehyde dehydrogenase (NAD+) activity
Source: RefSeq, a predicted model, not a curated record
AUUUUUUGUUCUUUUAUUUGUUUGGAUAUAAAAAAAUUUUUACACGACUGAAAAUAGUAGGGAAUAGUAAACGAGUGAGUGGCGAUAUGAUAGGUUUUUGAGAUUUUUUUUAAAUUUCAGAAUCUCAUCAAAUUUUGUUUUGAAAAUUUCUACAAAAAAAAAUUAUAAAAAAGGAAGAAAAAAAAAACAGAAGAAUUUAAAAUAAAAAAUCAUUGCAAAAUUAAGCAAAAAAAAAGCAAAAUAAGAAAAAUAGAAAAAAAACAAGAAAAAAUUAAUAUUACAUUUGUUGUAGAACAAAAAAAUACACAAAAAUACCAACAAUAACAACAACUGAAUAAUAACAAUAAAAGAAAAUUUUUAUAGCAUUUCAAAUUUAGACGGAUUCAUCGAAUACUAAUUAGUAGAAUUUUAAACAAAUAUAAAAUAAAAAGAAGCAAUCGAAAACUAUUAAAAAUGUUUUCAUUAGUAAGAAAAGUAAUUAAACCUUCGGUCUACCUUCAAAGAUUUGGUACCGAACGUUGUAUUGGGUCAGUUGUACAGCAUUUAAAAUUAAAGGAAAGUGAACUGAAAAAUGAACCGGUAUUGAGCUAUGAAAAAAAUUCAAAAGAACGUAAAGAAUUGGAAGAUAAUUUAAAAAAGUUAUCAUCGAAAUGUGAAGAAGUACCUAUUUAUAUUGGUGAUAAAGAAUAUAAAACAAAUGAUAUUAGACAUCAGGUUAUGCCACAUAAACAUUCUCAUAAAUUAGCAAAAUUUUAUUAUGCUGAUAUUAAAUUAAUAAAUAAAGCAAUUGAAACAGCUGUUGAAACACAAAAGAAAUGGGAUAGAACAACAAUUGAAGAACGUCUUAGAAUAUGGGAUAAAGCUGCCGAUUUAAUGGCUGGUCCAUAUAGGCAAGAAUUAAAUGCGGCCACAAUGUUAGGUCAAUCAAAAACUGUGAUACAAGCUGAAAUUGAUUCAGCAGCCGAAUUAAUUGAUUUUAUACGUAUGAAUGCUUAUUUUUUGAAAGAAUGCACAAAAUAUCAACCAAUUAGUGAGAAUAUCAAAGUAACAAAAAAUUCUUUAAGAUAUCGCGGCAUAGAUGGAUUUAUUGCAGCUGUUAGUCCAUUUAAUUUUACAGCAAUUGGUGGUAAUUUGGCAUAUACCCCAGCAUUAAUGGGUAACGCAGUUUUGUGGAAACCAUCAGAUACAGCAGUUUUAUCAAAUUGGGUAAUAUUUAAAAUUAUGCUUGAGGCUGGUGUACCACCAGGUGUAGUAAAUUUCUUACCAGCUGAUGGACCAGUAUUUGGUGAUACAAUAACUAAAUCACCAGAUUUUGCUGGUUUAAAUUUUACUGGAUCAGUUCCUACUUUUAAUCGCUUAUGGCGUCAAGUUGGUGAAAAUAUAAAUAUAUAUAAAAAUUUUCCACGUUUAAUUGGCGAAUGUGGUGGUAAAAAUUUUCAUUUUGUACAUCCAACAGCUGAUUCUGAAACAGUUGUUACAGCAACAAUACGUUCAGCAUUUGAAUUUUGUGGUCAAAAAUGUUCAGCAUGUUCAAGAAUGUAUGUUCCCGAAACAUUAUGGCCAAAAAUAAAAUCUGGUCUAAUAGAAAAACAAAAAACAUUAAAAAUUGGUGAUGUUAGUGAUUUAACAUCAUUUACAUCAGCUGUUAUUGAUGAUAAAGCAUUUGCUCGUAUAACAAGUUAUAUUGAACAUGCUAAGAAAAGUUCAAAUUUAGAGAUAAUUGCUGGUGGUAAUUAUUCUGAUAAAAUUGGUUAUUAUAUUGAUCCAACAAUAGUUGUUACAAAAGAUCCAUUGGAUAAAAUAAUGAGAGAAGAAAUUUUUGGUCCAGUAUUAACAAUUUAUGUGUAUAAAGAUAGUGACUUAAAAAAAGCAAUUAAUUUAGUUAAUACAUCAACUCAAUUUGCUUUAACUGGAGCCGUAUUUGCACAAGAUGAAUCAUUUUUACGUCAAGCGUUGGAAGAAUUUAAAAUGGCAGCUGGCAAUUUUUAUAUUAACGAUAAAUCGACUGGAUCUGUUGUAGGCCAACAACCAUUCGGAGGUGGUAGAAUGUCAGGUACUAAUGAUAAAGCGGGUGGACCACAUUAUAUUCUCCGAUGGACUUCACCUCAAUCAAUUAAAGAAACAUUUGUUCCACUUCGUGAUAUUGAUUAUCCAUAUAUGCGAUAAGUUGUGACCACACCAUCUAACCAAUAAACAAUACAACUUUGUUAUAUUUGAAUGAGAAAUUAAACUAAUCAAAAUAAUGCAAACUAGAAUAUAUAUAUAUAUAUAUAUAUAUAUAUAUAUAUAUUUUUAUAUAUAUAGUAUAUAUUUAUAUAUAUAUAUAUAUAUAUAUAUAUAUAUUACAAAUCUACAACAAAGCAAAGAAAACAAAGUUACAAUAAAAUUCUGUAUUAUAAUUUAAAAAAAAACCAAAACAAAUAGAAUGUAAAAAAGCUUACCAAAUCUCUUGAAUUAUAUUAGAAACGGGAAUCUCUUAGUUGUAUCUAAAAAUAAAAAAAAGCAAAAAAAUAUAUAUAUGUAUAUGUAUAUUACAUUAGAAAAAAGCAAAAAACUAAAAAAAUGUGUUAAAAUAUUCAAAGUUCAAUAAAGAUGAAAGUUAAAAUAAUUUUUAUUAAAAAAAACAAGUACAAAAACUAUAAAAAAAAAAUCAACGUGCAAAAAAAAAACUAGAUUGAUUCCUCUUUGUUUGUUUUCUCCUGGUUAUUUUAUAAAAAACGAACUAAAUUUACAAAAUUUAUAAAAAAAGUGUUAAUUAUUUUUAAAAUUUACAUACAUAUAUACAUACACUCUCUGACCUAAAAAAUGCAAUAAUACGAGUAUGUGUUCAAUAUGGCACAAGUCAUUUUAGGAGUCGAAGUUUGAAAGAUGAAUUGUGUAUAGUAGCAAAUAAAUGACGACUACCAAAAUGCAAAUCUAACAUCAAUUUGACUUAUGCACCCAUUGAAAUUUUAUUGCUCAAUAAAUCAAAUUGACGUUAGAUCUUCAUUUUAAUCGAUACCCAUAUAGUAUUACUGCAAUUUCGAAGUCAUUGGUAUUAUUUUUUUUUUACUUUUUUAUUUUAUACAUUUACUAAGCCUUUUUUUCCGUCUCCUUUUCUCUGUAAACAUGAAAAAUUAUGAAGGAAAGUAAAUUUAUUUGAACAUAUCUGUAAUUAAAAUUUUAAUUUAAAAAACAAAAAAAAGGAAAAUUUUAAAUAGAUAUUUUAUUUAUGAUAUUAUUGUAAUAAUUCUUACUUUCUUAUGAUUUUAUGAUUAUGAAAAUUUUGAUUCUUUUAAGAGUCACCACGAAUAUAAUUAUUCUUAACUUCAGAAUUUGCGGAAUACAGUUAUUUUAAAUAGAACACACUUUAGCCUAUAUUUAAUACCAUAUUCUUUAUCGUAUAUAUGAGCGUAUUUCAUACUGCAUUUUCGAAGUCAGCUAAUACAGAUUCACGUUUGAUGCUUUUUAUAUUAAUUUAUCAUUACUUUUAUAUAUAUUAAUUUUUGUUGACAAAAUAAACUUGAAUUAGAUAUGCAUAUAUAUAUGUAUACUUGAAUUCAAUAUAAUAGUAUAUAUAAAAUGCAUUUGAUUUUAUAUAGUUUUUUGUACCCAAAAUAUAAUGUAAAUAUGUUGAAAAUGUUAUAUAUGAAUAUAUUUUGAUUUUCCGAUUUACUUUUAUAAUAGCACACAUGACACUACAUUAUUUCGAAAUGCCCUGUUUUUUUAUUUAUUAUAUUUUCCUUUUUGCUUUUUUUUAUUGUUUAUGAUUUUAUUUUUAUAAUUGAGUACAUCAUAAAUAUGUAAUUACAUAAUUACUUAAAAAUAAAUGGCAAAAUUUUAAUAACAAUUUAUUUUAUAAACAGCUCAGCAAUUAAAUUCAUAAGCUGAAUUGUUAUAUUGAUAAUGUAAAUACUAUAUAUAAUUUUAUAAUAUAUAUAAUUUUAAAUUUUGUAAUUUAAAUUUGUGGAGGCUGGCCGUCAUUGAGAUUAUUAAGAUAUUAUUCAAAAACCUGGUGGCAUACUAUGUAGUGCUACUUUCGCUAAACGAUUUUUGCAUUUUACAUUUUGACACUAUGUAAAUCGAAUAUCGCAAAUUUACGUAUACAAAUUUAGCAAAAGUGGUACUACAGAAUGCUACUUUCGCAUACUUUUCAUUCACUUGCCAUUUGAUUUACGAAUCUUAUUGCGACUGUCUAAGUUUUUGAAAAAAAAAACUAAACAAUUUAAGUGUCACAUUUAUUUUGCUUUAUUAAGUUGAAAAAAACUUACAUUUCAAAUUUACUGCAUUGAAUUCAAUUUUCGUAAUUAAUAAUUAUAAUUAUGGGUCAAGAUAAAAUAAAAAACCAUUCCGGUUUACGAUAAUAGUAAAAUUCAUACACUAUGCCAAAUUUGUUUUGCUUGUCUUUUCUCGACUUUGUCUCUUUCCAGUUUUAUUUUUAUGGGCCUUAAUUUUUCAUCUGUAGCCUUGCAAAUUUCGGUUAUAAUAAGUGAAAUGGUUUGCUGAGCAAGAGCAAUAUUUAAAUCUUAGCAUGUAUAAAAGUUUUUUUUUAACCGUUUCUUUUAAAAAAUUAACAAUAAUCGCUUUUUUAAUUUUAUAUAUACAUUUAAAUGCAUGACUACUUUAAAAUAACUCAAAUGUUUACUUUGAAAAAACUGUAAGAAAUGUGAAAAACAGAAAAUUUUUGAUUUUUAAUUUUUACGAUAUCAUUUUGUUUCAUAGUACCAAAUCAACUUAAGCAAUUUUAUUUGCAACUUUAAAAUUCUAUCGCAUUUUUACAUAGUAGGCCACCUUAUUAAAUUAUCUAAAACAUAGAAUAAUUUUGAGGUCUUGAUUAUACUCGUACAAGACCUCAAAACUUUUAAAUAGAUAUACUCAUCAUUUCAACUGUUGAGCUAUAUUUUAUGUAUUGGUAAAAUAUUUUGCAAUACAGGCAACAAUAUUUUGCAAUAGAUUUUUUUGCUUUUUAAACUCAUUUUGUUAAGUACUUCGUUACUGUGGAAGUAUUCAAUUAUUGAGAAAGUACUCAAAAGCGAAAAUAUAAAUCUUAAAAACUAUUAAAAAAAAAUUCUUACAUUUUAUAAAUGAAGUAUUAAAAAAAAUAAAAUUUUAUUUUUCUAGUUUUUUACUAAAAUGAAAAUUUUUGAGUUACACCAAUUUAUUAUUAAAAGUUGAAUUUUUUUCUGUAUUGUACAAUUUAUGCAAUAUUAUAUAUUAAUAUAAUAAUUAAGAGUAUACUAUAGUAAUAAAAAUUAGUUGAAAAUAAAGUUCCAUAUAUUUUUUGUUGAAUUCAUUAUUGAAAUUAUAUGAUAAGUAUACAUACAUAUACUUGCUAUAAAUACGUAUUUAUAGUACUAUAUAAACACAUAUGUGUUUUAGUAAAUUUAAAUAAUCAUUCAUAUAUUCUGUUUGACACUCCAUCACUUGAGUUGAUCGUUUCACAUUACCAGCUCAUGUAAUAUACACGUCUAAAGAGGUAUUAAAAACAUUACUUUUAUAUAACAUAAUGAUAGUAUAUUAUAAUGUGGACGGCGCCGAAAUUCAUAUUUUCAGAAAUUUUACCAACAUUUUAUAUUUGAAUAAUAUUUCCAUUGAAAAUCAAUCAUGAAAGUUUACUUCUAAGUUUUACCUUUUAUGUAAAUUAGAUGAAAAAAUGCCGUUAAAUGAUUGUAUCCAAAGAGACAAUUUUUCUAAAUUAUUAGAAUUCUAAUUGGGUUAAACUUUUAGUUUCUUUUAAAGCAAAAUAAUUUAUGGUGCUGAAAAUUGUUCAUAAAAUAAUUACAUAAUUUUUCUGAAUUAAAUUCCAACCCAUUCAAAAUCAGUUGACUUACAUAAUCGUGUUUUUUAUUGGAAUAGUUUGCUGAUUCGACUCGAUGAUUUUUUACAAGAUUUUAUGAUUCAUAUAUACAUAUAUAAUAUUCAAAGUAUGUCUGUACUAUUGUAAUAGAAAAAAAAUUUAUAUAAGCAGUUAUAUACAUAUAAAAAAGCACAUAUAUAAUAUACUUAUAUUGUUAUAUAGUUGAUGUGAACUUGAAUCUCUUAUUUCUUAAAUAUUUGUUGUAUUUGAAAUGUAGUCACAAAUGCAAAUUAAAAGGAAGGUCCAAAUUUUCUAAAAAAAUUUUAUAUUUUCAAUUUCAAUAAAUUUUUUACCCAUCAAAACAGAAAUUUCUUGGUAACAUGAAUAUCCAAUCAAGAAAUAAAUUAAAAAAAAUUUAUAUAUGUAAUUGAGAGUGGACAAAUUUUAAUGUAAUUAAGUAUUUUAUUCAAUGUACCUAUUUCCAUAAUUCCAAAAACGGAUAUAAUAAUUUACUAAAAAAAUUUUAAUUUUUUCUAAUUGCCUAUCGAAUUUCUUGUUCCUACACGUUUUUUUUUUAUUCCUGUUUCGCUCCUGGGAGGAGCAUAGGGCUGGUUCACGAUAUUGUAGAUAAUCAUGAACACCAGUUUCUUACGUCAUUGAGUUUACUAUAAGUUUACUAUAAGUUUUGAGUUUACUAGGUAGGUGACGAGCCUAUCUCAGUUUUAUAUUAAUAUUUAAGGUUAUUGAUAUUUAAUAUUUUAUUUUUCUGGUAUCUUUAAUAUUGGAUAUUAUUGAAAUAUGGCAAUUAGUUAAUAUGUAUAGUAUCAUGUAAUUUGUAUAAAGCUAUAUAAUAUUGAAUAUAAUUUUUAUAGUGACCUGACUGGGCUUUGAACCCGAGACCCUUCUGUUAAAGGACCAGUGCAAUAACCAUUGGCGAGGUCAUUACAUGUAGAGUUUUAUAUAAUUAUGAUUAGAAAAUUAAGUCAACGGCAUAUACCAUAUCUUUGAUUUCAAAAUCAAAAUCCAUGACGUGUUGAAACAAUGUUCCAUAUAGCGAAAAAAAAAAGAGAAUAAUAAAACUGAAUAUGUAUAUGGAUAACGUAUAUUAUAAUAACGUUGAAGUCAAAGAAUGAAUAUAAUAAUGAAUACGAUGUAAUAAACCAUUUGGAAUUCCAUUAUUCUCAGCUAUUUAAAAUUUAUUGUUGAAAAAUUUAAAUUGAUGUUAGAUAUGCAUUUUAGUAUGUACGCAACUACCCCAUGCCCCUUCCUACCAACCAUAUAUAUUGCAUUAUAUAUAUGUAUAUAGAAAUAAGUUUAAAAUGCGCAAUUUAAAAGUUUCUUCAAAAAUUCAGUAAUACUUUAUUUUUAUACGUAUAAGCCGAACGUUCUCUUCUUCAACAUUCUGAUUAUAGGUUUGCAUAUAUUGUAUUGAAUUAUGCAGAAACUAUAAAUUGCUGAUUAUUAUGAUUAUGUUAUUCUGUAUAAUUAUAAUAAAUAUUUAUUUUUUAAUGUCGAAAUAUUAAUACAAGCUAAACUAACUUCCUUAACUUUUAAAUUGUUUAGGUAAUGUGAGUAUUAAAUACACAGUUCAGGUUAUGAGUUGGAAUUGCUGAAUUGUCUAUCAAUACAGAUAUUAUCUUUUUUUAAUUGUUUAAUCAAAUUGAUAUUUGAUGUUUAAAAAAAGAAACUAUUAAUAAAUGUAUAAUAAAAAUAUGGUUAUCAUUGUUUUCAAAAAUGAAGUUAUAAACCCUGACUUCAAAAUUACACUAAUAUUGACUUAUAUAAUAAUACAGGUUUUUGUGUGAGUAUUAUUGCUGAAUUGUGUAUUAAUAUCUCGUAUUACUGUAAUUUAUAAUUGGUCAGAAAAAAAUUAAAUAUUAUUGUUCUUAAAAUUUAUAUUAAAAAUAUAAAGAACAAAAAAAUUUAAUAAAUAAAUUGCUAAUGAUGAUGAUUAAAUUAGAGCAAAUUACGAUAAUUUUACUUGACAAUAUUCAAAUUUUAACAUAUUCAUAUAAAUCUCCGUAUGUGUGAUUGCAAAAAAAA